AUGAUGAUCAAAUCCUUUAUCUGGAAUAUAAGAUCAGUGAAGACUCAAAAAGCUUUUCAUAGGCUGCAAAUGUUACAAAGACACCACAAGUUUAUGUUCAUUGCAUUACUGGAACCUUUUCAAAAUGCUAGGCAUAUACAUAAGUACAGAAGGAGAUUGAAUAUGUCACUGGCUGCUGCAAAUUAUAAUGGUAAGAUAUGGUAUUUUACAAAUGAUGUUGUAGAUGUGGAGGUGUUAAUGGAUACUGCACAACAAGUCACUCUUAAGCUACACUUAUUGGAGGAGGAUAGAUUCAUGAUAGUUACUCUAGUUUAUGCUAAGUCUUGUGAAUUAUUCAAAGUUGGUUAUAGAGGUAGUCCUUUUACCUGGUGGAAUGGGAGGGUUGGUGAUGAUUGCAUUUUUGAAAGAUUAGACAGGCUUCUAGUGAAUCAAGAAUUGCAAAAUUGGUUUGGUAAUUUGGAGGUUCAACACAUUUCCAGGCCUUUCAGGUUCUUGGAAUUUUGGGUAGAAAAUGAAACGUUCAAGGAUGUGGUACAACAACACUGGAUAUCUGAGGCCACUGGAAAUCCUUAUAUUGAUUUUAAGCGGAAAUUGAAGAAUGUGAAAUUGGCAUUGAAGCAAUGGAGUAAGGAGACUUUUGGAGAUAUAUUUAAGCAGUUGGAAAUUAGAGAGGACAUAGUGAAGAUCAAAGAACAACUGUUUGAAGAUGCUCCAACUGAUUUGAAUAGAAUGGUACUUCAUAAGGCUCAGGCUGAAUUCAAGAGAUACUUACACUUUGAAGAAGAAUUUUGGAGACAGAAAUCUGGUUAUAAUUGGUUUGAGGAGGGGGAAAGAAAUACUAGAUUUUUUCAUAAUCUGAACCAAUUUACUCAAGAAGGUGAUAACACUGAGUUCUCUUUGCUUCAACAUAUUCCUGAGUUGAUUUCUGCAGAAGACAAUUCUGCCCUUUGUAUAUUUCCCAAUCUUGAAGAGGUUAAGAAGGCAGUGUUUGAGUUGAAUGGUGAUAGUGCUAGUGGUCCUGAUGGAUUCACUGGAUGUUUCUUUCAAACAUGUUGGGAGAUAGUGGGUUCUGAUGUGCUGAAUAUUACACAGGCUUUCUUUUAUGGUCAUACACUACCAAAAUCAAUAACUCACACUAAUCUAAUCUUGCUACCAAAGAAGAAUGAAGUGAUCACUUUUUCUGACAUGAGGCCCAUAAGUUUGAGUAAUUUCAUUAACAAGGUGUUGUCAAGGGUAGUGCAUGAUAGAUUGGAUAAAGUCCUGCCUUCUCUUAUAUCUGCUAAUCAAUCUGGUUUUGUUAAGGGGAGGAACAUCAUAGAGAAUGUACUAUUGACACAGAAGAUAGUUACUGAUAUAAGAAAAAGGGGCAAGCCAGCAAAUGUUAUCAUCAAACUUGACAUGACAAAAGCCUAUGAUAAAGUAUCAUGGCUAUUUCUUACAAGAGUCUUGGUGAAAAUGGGAUUUGCCAAUGGUUUUGUGGAUAUGGUGUGGAGUUUAUUGGCUAACAGCUGGUAUUCUAUUUUAAUUAAUGGGCAGGCUCAUGGUUUUUUUCAUUCUACCAAGGGUGUGAAGCAAGGAGAUCCACAUUCUCCAGCUCUAUUUAUAUUAUCAGCAGAGGUGUUAACAAGAGCCUUAAAUGCUUUGUUUGAUAAUGAUCUGUACAAAGGCUUUGGGAUGCCAAAAUGGAGUGCAAAUUUGAAUCAUCUUGCUUUUGCAGAUGAUACCAUCAUGUUUGCUUCUGCAGAUAAAACAUCUCUGGAUAUGAUAAUGCAGACUUUGCAUGAAUAUGAGAAUCAAUCUGGCCAAAAGAUCAAUAAACAGAAGAGUGCAUUUUAUAUGCAUAGAAAUGUGCCAGAUGCUUUGGUGGAUCAAGUACAACAGAAGAGAAGGUUGUAUUAUGCUGAUGUUAUCAAAAAAGUGAAAGAUAGACUACAAGCUUGGAAGGGUAGAAUACUAUCAUAUGGUGGGAAAGCAGUGUUAAUAGCUAGUGUUCUUCAGAGCAUCCCUAUACAUUUGUUGUCUGUAAUUGUUCCUCCCAAAUGUGUCAUUCUUGAGAUUCAUAAGAUGUUUGCAAAGUUCUUCUGGAGCAAUAAGGAAGAAGGUAAAUGUAGACACUGGUCAUCCUGGCCUAAUGUUUUCUUACCAAAGGAUGAAUGUGGUUUGGGCUUCAGGUCUAUUUUUGAUGUUUCAAAAUCCAUGUUUGCUAAAUUAUGGUGGAAAUUUAGGACAGGUAAAUCUCUGUGGGUCAACUUCAUGUGGAACAAAUACUGUAAAAAACAUAUUCCCUCAUUGGUUCAAGGGAAAGGAGGUUCCCAACUCUGGAAGAUGAUGUUGGAGAAUAGAGAAGUGAUUGAGAAACAGAUGUGGUGGGAACCUAGAAAUGGAGCAGCAAGUUUGUGGUAUGAUAAUUGGAGUAGGUUAGGGCCACUGCACAUGCAAGAUGGUGUUCACAUCAAUAAUCCUGAUGCUGAAGUAAAAGACAUAUUAGAAAGAGGAGGAUGGAAUAUUAAUUUGAUGCAAUCUAUGAUACCUGGUUAUGUAGUGGAACAUGUAAAACAAUACUUCUCCAAUUAUACAAUCACUGAUGAAUGUGAUCAUCCAUGGUGGUUAAUGACAACCUCUGGAAAAUUUUCAGUAAGUAGUGCAUGGGAAUUGUUGAGAAAUAGACGAAAUGCUGCAUAUCAGUUUAGAAAUAUAUGGGUGAAAGGACUACCUUUUAAGAUAUCCUUUUUCUUAUGGAGAUUAUGGAAAGCAAAACUGCCUAUUGAUGAAGUUCUAGCUAAAACUGGCACUUCUGUGGUCUCUAGAUGUCUAUGUUGCCCCUCUCCACAGCUAGAAUCAAUGGAUCAUCUUUUUCUUACAGGUAUAUUUGCUACAAGGGUGUGGAAAUACUAUACUGAUGCUACAGUAAUUCAAGGACCUUUCAUUCAAGUUAAACAAGCUGUUCAUAAAUGGUGGGAGAGUCUACCUGUAUCAUGGCCUUAUUUGGUGCAGUGCCUAGAAGAAUGCAGGCCAUUUAUAGGAUUGAAACUGUUUCAGUGGAACAGGCCUAAUUUUGGAUGGUAUAAAUGUAAUACAAAUGGUGCAUCUAGAGGAAAUUCAGGUCCUAGUUCAACUGCUUUUUGUGUCAGAAACCAUGAAGGAGAUUUGAUAUGUGCUAAAGGGAGAGGAUUACCUGAUUCUACAAAUAUAGUUGCUGAGGCUGUGGCCAUUAAAGAGGGUUUAGAGUUUGCAUCAGCAGGCAGUUAA
Lycium barbarum (goji berry) is the source of this 3249-nucleotide messenger RNA. RefSeq lists its product as uncharacterized. The record is from RefSeq and is a predicted model, not a curated record. Gene Ontology annotation, molecular function: nucleic acid binding; RNA-DNA hybrid ribonuclease activity. Bases 1 to 3249 code for a protein of 1082 amino acids. The transcript is spliced from 6 exons. NCBI's taxonomy places the organism in Eukaryota, Viridiplantae, Streptophyta, Magnoliopsida, Solanales, Solanaceae.